Molecule: messenger RNA, 10447 nt
Organism: Lymnaea stagnalis (great pond snail)
Lineage: Eukaryota; Metazoa; Mollusca; Gastropoda; Lymnaeidae
Source: the annotation of a GenBank genome assembly
CGUCCAUCCAAAAUUUGCAUUUUAUGUGUCUGCAUUUUCUCAUUAUAAUUUAAUGAUUAUAAACUUUAUUUUGUAUUUUAUUGAUUUCUGUUUGGUUCUUGGACAUUUCAUACUUUAUAUUUCACCAUCCAGUGAGUAUUAAGGAUAGUAUUAGCUUCAAAGUCAUUGAAUAACAUUUUUAGUAUCGAGGCCACUAACGUUCGCUUGAAAAAAAUUGUGGCCGCCAUUACUCUGCAGCCUGAUAACGAUUACGUGCGAAUUAGAUUAGCUACGUUGGUGGCACAGUGUUGAAAAUUUUCGCUUUUUGCGCUAAUAUUUUAUUAUUAAGUUAAUAACUUUUAACUUUAACACAUUGAGAUUAAGAGACAUUUAUUUACAAAGUGAUUACUGCUUGUCAUGUUAUUUAUAAUUAGUUAAAAUAAUUGACAUUUGUUAAAAUGUGUGUAAUAGUAAUAAUAUAUAGAAUGUGCACAUUUUUUUUACUGAGUAAAACAUGCACUUUAACUUUUAACUUCAAUGUUAACAGUACAGUACAAUCAGUACAGUUACAGUGAAACAUUGUUGUAGGUCUUUAGUACUCUUUAGAUUAGUGACAUUCAUUGUGAGGAUUAGUGAAUUAGUGGUACUUACACUUACACUUCGGACACUGUGUACUGAGCUGUACUCCCCUUUUGUAGGGUCUAUGGCAUAGUGUAUACCUAUUAAUUAAUAAUAAAUAUUUAGGCAGGCUUAAAAUUAAGGUAUUCAGUUUAUUUAUACAAUAUAAAACAGAUUAAUGGGCCAAGGACCAACUAACAUAACUAAAAGAAAAGCUUAGCUGUAGGCACUGUAGCAGAUGAAUGCCUUAUAUAUUAAUACAAUAUGUUAAUAUUAUACUUAUAAUAAGGCGUUCAAAUUUUAAGGUUUACUUCCCUAUUUCCGGCUAGGGCUAAGGACAAUUAUUAAAAUUAUUAUUUUUGAAAAAAAUAUUAGUUGAGGAGAAAAAUAUGAUAUGAAUAAGUAUCAAUUUCAGUAAUAAUCACAUCAACAUGAUAUUUCAUAUUAUUAUAUCAUUAUUAUUCAUUAUAAUUAAAAAUUAAAUAUAUUAUUUAUUCUAGUACACUUCAUGCGUUGAAACUUUUUGAAAAAUUACAUUAUUGAAAUGGUGUAGCAGAGUACCUGGCUCAAUAACGAUGGAUACAGGUAGCUGUCUGUCUUAAUCAUAUAAGGUAUCUUGAGCGUCACUCAAUAGUACUGAUAUUUAGUAUCAUUAUAAUGAAUUUAUUGACAGUUUCAUGUUUACUUACCAUUGUUACAUAGGUGCCUCACACAUUGGGCUUGGCAUUGCAACAUUUUGACCAGCAGAUGCUGCAUUCAAUGUAGAAUAGCAGAAUACUUCAGAAGCUCAAUUUACUUGGCUGACAAUGGAGCAAACUAUUACCAUGAUGUCUGAAGAAGAAAUCCCAGAAGUUGGUCCUAAUGACAUUGUCAUUCAUUUGGUUAAUCCUUAUAAGUGUGGUCUUUGUGAAUUGGAAUUUUUGGAAAAGUCUGUGUUUAAGGUAAUUGUUUGUUGUUGAAAUUGAAAGGACAUGUUUUGUCAGAUGAUUCACUUAUUUUUUAAUGGCAAAAUAUAGUUUUCAUAAAUAUUUUUAAUCAUUUAUAUAUUUUUUUAACUUAAAAGAAAUAAGAAAGGAAUGCAAGAUAAAUAAUUAUAAUUUUCCUCGAUAUAAAUUUAGUUUUAUUAGUGAAAAUUCAAUGAGGUUUGUGUACAUAUAUAUUAUAUACUGGUAUAUAUAUAUAUAUUAUACAUAUUUACUUACCGGCUACUUUUUAAUUUAUAGUUCAAAUGGUCAAUUAAUGUAAAAAUUGAUAACUCUUAAUUUGCUUUUUAAUCGAUUGAUCUAAUUUGAUUUGGACUAUUGACGGCUGCUACUAUAAAAUAAAUAAAGAUUGUUUUCCUUCUGUCACUCAUAGGAGCAUAUGUUCUCACAUUUGGAGCAAAUCAAACAGGAACGUCCAAGUUCUCAAAUAGUCAUGAGCAUUACCUUACCCCCUGAGACUCCAGGUGGUGUAACAGUCACAAGAGAUAUCUUGCAGCUUGGAGAGGAUGGCUCAAUAAAGCAAGUCUUACAGGUUUGUUGAUAGUUUGAAACUUUCACUUCACUUCUCAAAAUGUGGAGGACAAGUUGUGUGAAUUAAAUUGAUUUCCUGAGAUAUGAUUUCUGAGUGUUCACAUUUUACUUUUAAACACUUACUUAAACUGUGACUUAUCAUCAAAUGUAACAUAACUUUUUAAGUUUAAGGAUCUACCUUAAAAGUCAAUUGAUAAAAUGUGUUUAAAUAUUGUCACUGUAACUCUCUAUUGUCUAAAACCAAUUGUCUGUUGUUUUUAAACAUUUAUUAAGAUUUAGAACUUUUCCUUGUCUUUAAAAAUAUUUUAAAAAUUUCUUUACUGGAAAGUACAUUUUCUGUCACAUGAUCCAGCCAAAUAUUAAAAAGUUCAUUUUAAAGUUAAAAGGUUUAUUGUCUCCUGUAAAAAUUUAGAACACUUGACAUAAAUAUUUAGAGCAGGGGUGUCAAACUCAAUCAUUCGUUGCGCCAAAAUUUGAAUCACACGUAAGGUUGCGGGCCGAACAGGAUAAACAUUCAAAAGCAGAAAAUUAAACCUUUUUUAAACAUUAAUAUAAAUUAAAACAGAAAAAAUGUUACAUUUGUUAAAAAUCAUUGACAUACCCAUUUUCGCUCUUAUGCCAGUUUGUCAGAGCUGGAUGUUUGGCAUCUUUUCUUGGCUACAAGUUCGUUUAAGUUGGGAGUAACAAUCUGUGUCAUUGAGAUUUUCUCAUGAUGGACUGCAAGUGUUCAUCAGUGAGACGACUGCUCUGUGAUGUUUAAUCUUGAUCACAGAAAACAGCUGCUCACACAUAUAAGUAUUACCCAACAUGCUCAAGGUUCGAGCCGCAUGUAGACGAAGCUGGGGCAUCUAUUCGGGAAUGAACACAGGCCCCACAGUGUCGUACUUUGCCUUUAGUGUCCCAUUACACUGCAAUUCUAUAGCUCCAUCUGGAAAUUUACAAGUGAAGCUGCCACGUCUCUAUGACAAAUGGGUUACGAAACAGCUCAAAAUUACUUUUCUGUGCUUCAAAGUCACUAAAGCGCCAUGGGAACUCUGCGCGAAGUAAGCUAAGUUUUUCAGCAGAAUGUGCAUUGAGAAACACCAUAGCCUUGACUCGGUUCAACUUUGCUUGGCAACAAGAAAAGUGAGACAAGUUGCAUUGGUGCAUUUGUGUGUCACAUAAGCGCAGCUUCACUUGAAAUGCCUUCACGGCAUCAUGCAUAUCAGUGGUAUCGUCCCUGGAGCUGCAGGUUCAAGUUAUUGAGAUUAGUGGUUAUGUCAGACAGAAACCCCAACUCACAUUUCCACUUUUUAUUCCGAAAAACUGUGGAGUCAUUUCCUUUGCUGUCCAUGAAUUUACAGAUUUCCUCAAUCAGCUGGAAAAAUCUACUAAGAAAUUUUCUUUGACUUAGUCACCGCACAUCUGUAUGAUAGGGCAUGUCGCAAAAAAGACUGAAAUGAGCGGUGAUUUAAAACUUUAAUCAUGCAACGCAUCAGAAAGUCUCCUGUAGGGCAUGUCGCAAAAAAGACUGAAAUGAGCGGUGAUUUAAAACUUUAAUCAUGCAACGCAUCAGAAAGUCUCCUGUAAAUUGGCCGGCCUGAUUUUGCGAUCUUUCACAGCAGCUUCAGUUUGUGAUUUUCGUUUGGUGAAAAACAUCUGCUGUGGUAUUCCUCUUCAACUCCUCUACCUUCUGUCACUUCUUCUCUGCAUUCAGGCUUUUUAACUCGUCUGGAUGUUUAGUCUCAACUCAACUAGAAUUAUACAAAAGGGAAUCAGCCAGCAACGUUGAUAUAAAUCAGCAAUGGGAAAAGAUGAAGCAUAUAGUAAAAAGUGUAACAGAGGAAACGAUUGGAUUUAAGCCCGUAGUGAAAAGAACAGGAUUGUAUGACACAGAAUGCAAAGAACUUAUAGAACAAAGGAACAAGUAUCGGCUAAUAAUGCUGCAAAGGGAGACAAGAGGAACAUGGCAAUUAUUUAAUGAAGCAAGAAGGGUGGCUAACAAAAUUUGCAGAAACAAAAAACAUGCUUGGGAAAAAUAAAAAAUAGUAGAAAUUGAAGAGUUGGCAAAAGAAAGAGAUGUGAGGGGAAUGUACCUGAAGAUAAAGCAGGAAAAGAAUGGCUUUCAAGGAAGAUCCCACAUGUGUGAAAGUACGGAUGGAGAAUUAAUCACAGAGAGCAGUAGAGUACUAGAGAGAUGGGCACAGAGAGCAGUAGAGUACUAGAGAGAUGGGCACAACACUUUGCAGGCUUACUGAAUGGCUCAGGUGGAGGAACCAAUGAGCAUUACGCUCUACCACAAGGAGGACAGGACCCACUGAUCAACCAACCGACAUUAAAUGAAAUAAAAGAUGUGAUUUUCACCAUGAAAAAUAACAAAGCCCCAGGAAUAGACCUUAUCACUGCAGAACUGAUAAAGCUAAGUGGUAACGAACUGCAAAGGCAAAUACACGACCUCAUAACCAGAAUCUGGCGGGAGGAAGAAAUGCCAAUAGAAUGGGACACUGCACUCAUAAUCCCUAUUCACAAAAAAGGAUCGAAGCUGGUCCACUCAAACUACAGAGGAAUCUCCCUCCUUAAGUUAAUGUAAUGUACAAAAUCCUCACAAAACUUAAGCAAGAAAACUGGAAAGAUAUAGUGAACAGACCCUAAGGGAUUACCAAUGCAGAUUCAGACAGAAUAGGUCAACCACGGAUCAUAUUUUUCUACUGUUAGAUGUCUCUUGUAGAGAUGUUACGAAUAUAACAUAGACAUACACCACUAUACAUGAUCUACAAAACAGCAUUUGAUAGCGUAGACAGGAAUUACUUAUACAAUGCUCUACAAGAACUUUGAGUCCCUAACAAGCUUACUCAGCUUAUACAUAUGACGAUGGCUAACUCCAAAAGUAGAAUCAAAGUGCAGGGAGAGUACUCAAAGGUGUUCCCAGUCAAUCAGGGCCUCAGGCAAAGAGACUCGCUAUCAUGUAUCCUGUUUAACAUCACACUAGAAAAAGUUAUUAGAAGCAUACACGUGAGCACCAGUGGAACCAUAACAAGCUACUUCCAGAGAGGUAUUACAGAACAACAACUAUCAGGAACCUUUUAUAGCCAGCCAUUGCAGUACCUGGCAUACAAAGGCAAUAUAGCGCUACUGGGUAGAAACAGGAAUGACAUAAUUAAAGUUUCACGGAACUUGAACAUGCCUCAGUCUAAGCUGGUCUUGAAGUAAAUGAAACGAAGACAAAAUAUAUGACAAUGUCACGAAACUCCCACACUGAUGACAACAUCUAUAUACUAUAAAAGAGCACAAUGAAAUAAAGUCAGAGGUGAAAGAAAGGAUCGCAGCUGACAACCGUUCCUAUUUCAACCUACAAAAGCUACUGGGAAGCAAAAACCCCUCAAGGGGAACAGAAAAGACAAUAUACACUUCUAUCAUAAGACCAGUAGUAACUUACGCUAAUGAGACUUGGACUCUUACCAAAAAAGCAGAGAACCUUCUCAAUACAUGGGAGAGGAAAAUCCUCAGAAAAAUAUACGGCCCAAUGAUGUAAAAUGAUAUUUGGAGAAUCCGUACAAACCAAGAGCUAUACCAAUUGUUCAAAGACCCACCCAUAGUCGCAACAAUAACAAAAGGCAGACUGUGCUGGGCAGGACAUAUUGAAAGGAUGCCAAAAUGUAGAGCAGCAAAGGUGAUAUACAGGCAGAAACCUAGGGGCAGACGACUCACUGGUCGCCCAAGGCUGUGAUUGAUUGACGAUGUGGAGAGGUAUUUACACCAGUUGGGGGUUCGCACAUGGAGACGGAAGGCCAUGGAUCGAUCCGUAUGGAAGGAUGUGGUGAAGCAGGCCAGGACCCUACAUGGGCUGUAUCGCCACUAAUGAUGAUGAUGUUUAGUCUCGUAGUGCCAUCACAGAUUAUAUUCCUUGAUCACAGCCACAUUAUCUCCACCAAUUAGACACACAGGUUUACAGCCAAUAUUGGUAAACAUAUAUUCAGCCUCUCAUCUGCUUAGAAAGGCUGUGGUUUCAGAAUCAACUUUUCCCUUGGCCAUUUAAAGCCAGGUUUGAUUUUUAAAAAAUGAUUGUGCAUCUACCAACAGACAUUUGAUUAAUAUCAUGUUAGCCUUAGCGGGGAAAGGUGAUGUAAUAUCCAGGCACUACACUACUAUCAUUUCUUAUGUGCCAAUCCAAAACCAGCAACUGAACGUUGCUAGGUUACUGUAAUGACAAACAUCCAUUCACUAGACAACUUUAAUUUUUGCUUUUUCGGAUUGAAGCGAGAACGCUCUCAGGUAGCCUACCAUUCGGCACGGCUGCUAAUUAGGGAAUUUGAUUUGCACUUUAUAUCACAAGACCAUUAAAUAAUAUUUUUGCCUAUAAUUAUGUCUCAGGCCUGAUACUAAUAUUAUUGUACAGCGGGCCAGAUUUGGCCCGCAAGCCUUGAGUUUGACACAUAUGGUUUAGAGAGUUACAGCAACAAUAUAUUAUAAGCUGCACAUUUUAUACAAACAUGUUAACUUUUUACGAAAUUUUUUGAAGUGUAUCUUUCAAUACAGAGAAGGUUUAAGUUUAUUUGAAGCAAUUUUUAAUUCUUAGAACAAUUUAUUUUUAUUUACAUUUACCUCAUAAAAAGAAAAUUUUUCAAACCACUAAAUGAAAUAUUUCUCACUUCCAAUAGCCAACUCACAACAUGACCUUGAAUCAAGUUUCACCCCUAAGAGAGUUAGAAGAGGCAGGAGUUAUCAAACUAGAUUUUCCCAAACCACCUGAAGUGAUAGCAUCAAAAAGGAUACCAGUACCAGUACAAAGGUCCACUAGCACUGUUACACACAUAAAUAUUGCUCCACAAACACAACCUCUAGAACUGAUUCAAGAUGGCUUCAGCUCUGUUGUUAGCACUACUGGAAUGGAAGAUUUAUUGAAACAAACUAAAGCAGAUGUUGAAGGAAACUCCGAAGUGUCAGAAAUAGGUGAAACUACUGAGGGUUUUCUUAGUUUUGCAUUUAAAGGCCCCAAUGAUGAAAUGCAGCAUAUUCAGAUUAUAAGACCAGAAGGUGCAAAAGCUGUGGACAUGAUGUUAGAACUAACUAAUGCACAAGGGGCCAAACCAGGUAGUCGUGGAAAUGGUAACAAAAACAACAUUUGUGACAUUUGUGGGAAAGUUUUGUCCAGCUCCACAAAUCUACUUAGACACAAAAUGUAUCACAGUGCUGAACGUCCGUUUGUUUGUGAGGUAUGUAAUAAAGGAUUUAAAGAUGUUUGCAAUCUGAAAAAGCAUACGAUGAUACAUAAAAGAAUUUUUCCAUGCUACUUGUGUAAAAAAUCUUUCUUACGCAAGUCUCUUUUGGCUUUACAUUUACGACGUCAUGAGGCUCGAACUGCUCUUGUAAAAACUGGAAAUAGCAUGAAAGAGGUCACAAUGAGGACUUUCGUUGAUGAAGACGGGACCAGGGUGGAGGAGAUGAGUAUGGCGGCUCUUGGGGGUCAGACUUUUGAAUACAAGCAGCGAAUUGUUAAAGCUGAUCCUGGAGAAAUUGACAGGCAGGUAAAAAAAGAAAUUGAAGCAGAAAUCAAAGAACUUGCAGAAGCUGUAACUUCAACUGAAGGAGACACAACUCCACCUCUGACAGUUGAGGAUUCAACUGAAAAAAAAACAACCACUCAGAAAACUGUGUUCAUGGUCACCUCCAAUGGAUUACAGGAAACUGUUAUUGACCAAAGUACGAGCACGGAUGAUAAUUCUCUACUUAGAAACUCUGGUAAUUCUUCUGCUGAACCCGUUGAUGCAGAUGAUAUGCCUGACUUGAAAAUUCCAGUCGUUCCUGAAGAGUUUGUUAAAAUGUACCAGUGUGGACAUUGUGGAAAACGGACUGUGCAGCGAGGGAAUAUGAUGAGACACUUGAUUCACCAUUUGAAAGAGAAACCUUUUGCCUGCGAUGAGUGUCCAAAGCAGUUUGUGGACAAAGGAGAAUUGGUCAAGCAUAAGAAGACCCACUCUAAGCCCUAUAGAUGCCCACAAUGUAAUGGAGCUUUUGCUCAUAAUGCACAACUGCUGAAGCACCUACAAGGAGCCUGUUUGGGAAGCAUGGAGACACUCAACUAUACUGUUAUGGAAGAUGGUAAAACUUACCGUUGUGAUAUCUGCCGAAUUGAAAUGAAAAGACUGGGCAACAUGAUUAAACAUGUUGGAACUCAUAGUAGGAAAUCAUCUUGGAACAGGAAUCCAGGAUUGGCACAGAAGAAAAUCAACUUUUUAAAAUCUGCUUCAGGUGAAACCUCCUUAAAGAAACCUGAUGCUGCUUAUUAUUAUGACUCGAGUCGUAGGGCAUAUUUUUGUGGCUUCUGCUCCAAAUCCUUUUCUUUAAAACUUCAUGUACAGCAGCAUGUACGAGUUCACACAAAUGACAAGCCUUUUCCUUGCCCCGACUGCAAAAGAUGGUUUCCUUGUGCGGCCACACUUAAGAGGCAUUUACAAGUUCACACGAAGCCAUUUAAGUGUGAGAAAUGUCCUUCUGCUUUCUCACGAAAACUUUUCUUGGAUUCCCACAAGAAAAAGCACAAUGAAAAAGAGCGGGUGGAAGAAACACUGGAUUAUGGCCUUAUGGAUGACAAAUCAGGCUAUUUCUGUAAACACUGUGAGAAAAAACUUCAGAAUAAAUACAGAAUGAUGAGUCACGUCAGAGGCCACCUCAACAAACGCCCAUUUGAAUGCAUGACCUGCAAUAAGUGUUUUAGUCAUCAGUACAUGUUAAUGAAUCACAAGAAAAUACACACAAAGCCAUUUGUCUGCAAAGUGUGUGGGGAAACAUUCAGCAGAAAGUUCUUUUUGAUUGUUCAUAAAAAGAAAACACACAGCAUUAAGAAAGAGGAAGUAAUUGAGGAGGCAAUGGAAACUUUUGACGAAGAUGACUCAGUUUCAGAAGAUAGACAGGUUUUCCCAUGCUCAAUUUGUGGUGCUCCAUUUGCAAGGCUUGUCAUAAAAAUGAAUCACGAAAAGAAGUGCUCGGAAGAGAGUAAAGUCAUGAUGAGGCUCCCAGAGGGCAAAGGUUUUAAGUGUAAAAUAUGUGGUAAAAUUGCAAGUCUGAAGCAUAAUCUGAUGGUUCAUAUUCGCAAACACACAGAUAUUGUUAUAUUAGACAAUGGUGGCCGAAUAACAGUUAUAGAUGAAACCUUUGCCCAGGUCAAUGAAUCAAUCAAAUCGGCCACCUCUGGAGAUGACAGCCUAACUGGACAUGAGAACAAAGCUCCGGAGAAAUCAAGAAAAGCCAGUUUAUCAGUUGUGAAAAGAAGAGGAAGCAAUGCUUUGAAAUUUGACUCUGAUAGUGAAGAAUUUAUAGGAGAUGAAGCAUUUGAUGAAGAAGCUGAUUUUGCAAGCAAUAAAGAUGGUAAAUUCAAAAGGACACCUGGUGGCUUUAUUUGUCUGGACUGUCGACGAAAAUUUACUGACCUUGACACCUUAGUUAGGCACUUAGAGGAUGCCCAUGGAGAAAAUGUAAAGCAUGAAAAAGUCCCAAAUGAUAAUGAUGCAACAGGAGAGAAGAAUAAACCUCAGGAUGAAGCUGUUAAAGAAAAGGACAAUGAGAAAAACAGAGCUAUAGAUGAGGAACCCACAAAAGCAACUCCCAUUUCAAAGGUGGGUAGGAAGUCACUGAAACGAAAACAUGGAAAGUCAGAAGGUAGUGGUAGACCCUUAAAUUUAAAUGAAAAGUAUCCUUCAAGGAAUAUGAAAUCCCCAAAACAGUCAGCCACCAGUACCGGUACUCCAACUUCAAACAUUAAGCUUGAAAAGAAUGAAACUCUAGAUGAGACGUUAACAAAAAGUUUAAAUCGUCCUUCAAGAAUUCAAAAAAUGCCUUCUCGAUUUCUGGAGUAGUCCUGUUUGAUCUUAAAACUACAGCAGCGAAAGAUCAUUUGAUUUCAACUGGCAUUUGAAAACUUGCUUGUGGAAAUUUCGGCAACAUUAAAGGACCUGCCUGGUGCUUGUAUGGAGUUAAGUUCAUUUUUAAAGACUUUCUUUCUACUCAGAAAUCCAUGGGUUUAUCUAUAAGUUUGUAGCAUAAUUUUGUGUUGUGGCAUGAGCCAUCGCGUUGUCGAUGCAGUCUUCCUCGUUCUGACCUUAAGGUCACAUCUGAGAUGACACAGCGUUACAGCUCCAGUGUGCUGUGUCGAGGAAGGGGUUGAGGUGGUGAGUGAUUUAAAAAAACAACCCUACUUUCGCUUACAAUAACCAUUGGACCUAACUGUAUGAGUUUGGGAUGGCAGGGGGGGGAAGGUGCUGGGGCAAGGCAUUUCGGCAAUAAGAUUCUGAUCAACUGACGUCAAGGCAAUCAGUGGUUAAAUUUUACUUUUUAGUUUUAUGUCUGGGUAAAGAGCUAAG